AUGGAAAUUGGGGAUACAAGCGUAAAAGUUGGUGUUCGUGUUCGACCAUUAUCAAACAGUGAAGUGAAUGAUGGAAGUUCAACUUGUUUAUCAUAUUUAAAUGAAGAAAACCAGUUAAUCAUUGGAAAUGAUAAACUUUUUGGUUUUGAUUAUGUUUUUAAAGAGACAGAUUGUCAAGAGUAUGUUUACCGAAAAGCUGCAUUUCCAAUGGUUGAAAAUGUUCUCAAAGGUUAUAAUGCUACUGUGUUUGCUUAUGGUCAAACUGGGAGUGGAAAACUUAUACAAUGGGUACAUGUAUCUCUGAAAAUAGUAGCAGAUACAAUAUACAAAGAGGAUAUACAUGAUCUGUUAGGUGAGGAUGUGUCUGCAUCAUUACAAAUACGUGAAGAAAAUCAACUUAUUAAGAUUCCAGGACUAACUGAGACAGUAGUCACAUCUCCGGAAGAAGUUCUUUAUCUUCUUCAAUGUGGCUCAACAAAGAGAAGUGUUGCAAGUACGGCGAUGAAUUUAAAGUCUAGUCGAAGUCAUGCUAUCUUAACUCUGUGUUUUUUACUGCGACCAAAAAUAACAGGAAUAGAUGUCGAGAAUUCAGGAGAUACACUGACGGCUAAAUUACAUUUAGUGGACUUAGCUGGUUCUGAACGAAUUAAGAAAACACAUGCUGAAGGUGAUCGACUUAAGGAAGGUAUUGAUAUCAAUAGAGGUUUACUUGCACUUGGUAAUGUCAUAAGUGCUUUAUGUGAACGUGAUGCAAAGAAACGAUCACAUAUUCCAUAUCGUGAUUCACGUCUGACUCGAUUACUUCAAGAUUCAUUAGGUGGGAAUAGUGCCACGCUAAUGCUUGCUUGUGUUAGUCCUGCUGAUAUAAAUAUGGAAGAGACAUUGAAUACACUUCGGUGA
Messenger RNA from Schistosoma turkestanicum, 900 nucleotides. Lineage: Eukaryota; Metazoa; Platyhelminthes; Trematoda; Strigeidida; Schistosomatidae. The record is from the annotation of a GenBank genome assembly.